Molecule: messenger RNA, 814 nt
Organism: Cucumis sativus (cucumber)
Lineage: Eukaryota; Viridiplantae; Streptophyta; Magnoliopsida; Cucurbitales; Cucurbitaceae
Exons: 3
Coding region: 76-465 (129 amino acids)
Biological process (GO): photosynthesis
Cellular component (GO): photosystem I
Source: RefSeq, a predicted model, not a curated record
UUGUUAGAACUUUUGUUAUAUGUGACCAAGAAAGCCUCAUCUCUUGUUCAACCUCAUCCUCAAACUCUCCUCCCCAUGAGUUCCAUUGGCCAAAGCAUUCUCAUGGCCUUAGCCGUCACUCUCAACAAAUUUGCUUCUUCCAACGUUCAAUCCGUUCAAAGAAACAAAGCCACCGCCACCGCCACCGUCUCUUCACCAAUUGGAAGAAGAAGCCUCCUCUUGUCCACCCUUGCCCCCGCCUCCGCCGCCGCCGCCUCCACGGUCGACUCCAGAACAGAGCUGCUAAAAAGGUACCUCAAGAAGUCUGAAGAGAACAAAGAAAAGAAUGACAAGGAGAGAUUGGAAAGUUACUACAAGCGAAAUUACAAAGAUUAUUUUGAGUUUGUGGAAGGAUCGGUGAAGAACAAGAACGAACUUUCCGAAGCUGAAAAAGGUAUUGUUGAGUGGCUUAAACGAAGUAAAUGAAUGAGUACGAGAGUAUACACUUUUUAGUUUUAGUUUAAUUACCAUAACUAUUAUAACAAUAGUCUUAAUUAAUUCAUGCCUCUAAUUUUAUUAAUUAAUAAUUUGCUUCACUUGUAAAAUCGUAGUGUGAAAAUUAAAAUGACAAAGUAUUGUGGAAUUUUAUUUUUCUUUGUUUAGUUCGUUUUUACUAAAUGGAUCAAUUCAUAAGUCAAAACCAAUAUUUGGGAAACUAACAUUUUAAAUUUGGUCCAUUUUGUAAAUAUUUUAAAUCUAUGUAUAUCGUAAAUUUUAGAGUUUGUAUCGGAUUAUACUUUUACAAGUGUAUCGAUUUCGACUGUCAAUUACAUUU